This is a messenger RNA of Gekko japonicus, 1736 nucleotides long. RefSeq names its product small ArfGAP 1 (gene SMAP1). Gene Ontology annotation, biological process: regulation of clathrin-dependent endocytosis. Lineage: Eukaryota; Metazoa; Chordata; Lepidosauria; Squamata; Gekkonidae. The transcript is spliced from 11 exons. Gene Ontology annotation, molecular function: GTPase activator activity; metal ion binding. The record is from RefSeq and is a predicted model, not a curated record. The coding region runs from base 323 to 1717 and encodes 464 amino acids.
CCGGUGGCCGCUGGUUGGCUGAGUCGGCGUGCGCUCCUCUCAGUGUUGGCGUGACAGGAGGAGGGAAGAGCCGGAGAGAGCGCCGCCGCCGCUGGCUUGCCGGCUUGCUUGGAGUUGCUUCCUUUUAGCUGUUCGGACUGCGUCCACUCGCCCUUCCUUUCCUUCGUCCUCGUCCGCACGGCUGUUUGGGCGCCUGCCUCGCGCUGCCUUCUGCCUCUCCUCCCACUCCCACCCCCCUUCCUCUCUCUCUCGCUCAGUCUCUUUCCCCCUCCCGUCCCUCUCCUCUCCCCUCCCCUCCCCCCUUGCCCUUCCUCCCUUCGCCAUGUCCACCCGUUCGUGCCGGGAGAAGGCGCAGAAGCAGAACGAGCAGCACCAGGCCAUCCUGGCCAAGCUUCUGCGGGAGGAGGACAACAAGUACUGCGCGGACUGCGAGGCCAAGGGUCCCCGAUGGGCAUCCUGGAACACUGGUGUCUUUAUUUGUAUCAGAUGUGCUGGUAUACAUCGAAAUUUAGGUGUUCAUAUAUCCAGGGUCAAAUCUGUCAAUUUGGACCAAUGGACACCAGAACAAAUACAGUGCAUGCAGGAGAUGGGAAAUACCAAGGCAAGAUUACUUUAUGAAGCUAAUCUACCAGAGAAUUUUCGAAGACCUCAGACUGAUCAAGCUGUGGAAUUUUUUAUCAGGGAUAAAUAUGAGAAGAAGAAAUACUACGACAAAAAUGCAGUUAAUGUCAGCAGUAUGUCUUCCUCUGAAGCUGCUCAGCCUUUGGCAUCCUCUCCUCUGCAAGCUGCUUCUGAGAAAGCUAAAAUGGAGAAGGAAAAGGAAAAAAAUAAAGAAGAGCGAAAGAAAGAUAGAGACCCAGAAAAGCCUUUGAAAUGUUUAGGAGUUGAAAAACCUGAGAAGAAAGACGAUCAGCAACUGGAGCUUAAGGCAAGUCCCAAGAAAAUUCCAGACUCUACUGUUGAUCUUUUAGGACUCGAUGGCCCUGCUGAUUCUGCUGUUACAAAUGGGAACAUCACCACUCCUGUCACAGCUCUGAAUGAUGACCUGGACAUAUUUGGCCCAAUGAUCUCUAAUCCCUUGCCCGCCUCUUCUGUACCUCCUUCCCAGAGUGCUCCCACUAACCCUGCAGCUACCACUUUAUCUGCUGCAUCUGGGGACCUCGAUCUGUUCACUGAACAAACAAAAUCUGAAGAGUCAGCAAAGAAACUGCUCUCCAAAGACUCCAUCUUGUCACUGUAUGGCACAGGGACCAUGCCACAGCAAAACGCUCCAGGUGUCUUCAUGGGACCACAGUCUAUGCCCUUCACUGCACCACCACCCACUCAUUUUCAAGGCUUUCCAGCCAUGGGAGUGCCUGUGCCUGCAGCCCCUGGAAUGAUGGGACAGUCAGUGCCUGUCAUAGGACAAAACACAGGAAUGUUGGUGGGCAUGGGAAUGCCCAAUGGCUUUUCUGUGGCUGCACAGACUGCUGGUUUGGGACUUCCUCAAAAUGUUGUUGGCCCCCAAGGAACAACAGUAGCCUUACCGCAGAGUAAAUAUGGUCUGCAGCAAAAUCAGCAAGCUCAGUGGAACCUCUCUCAGAUGAAUCAGCAAAUGGCUGGAAUGAAUCUGAGUAGUUCGAGCAAUAUGAUGAGCUUUGGCCAGCCCCCAAACACAGCAGCAGGAUGGACUGGAAGUUCCUCAGGCCAGACUCUCAGCACACAACUCUGGAAAUGAAAAAUGGAAAUAGAAGCUC